AUCAAGUUCAGUUAAUAUAAUAAAUAAGUUCAAGAAUCAUGAGAAUCGACGGUAUUCAAACAGCAAAAGUGAAACCAAAAUCCGAAACCAAUCAACAAGUACAUUUAUCGAGUAUUUUCAUGACCAUUAGAAGUAAAGAAAAAAAGUCUUCGAGAGUCUUAAAGAUCAUCUUAUUAUCGAUAACCAUUUUCCAAGGUGGACUCACUUAUUCUGUCAUUCAUAAAAACCUUACGCGAUUCCAAAACUCAAAUGAGGUCAAUAUUUGCUUAUGGCGAACUCUCAAUGGAAUUAAAAAUAUGUACAACUAUCUUUUUCUAAUCUUUGGAUUUCAAUGGCCAUAUCUCGAUCAAUUUUUCUCUAUCUGGUCGAAAACUGAUCUAAACAAUGACCGAGAAACAAUCGAAUUUCUAAUUAAAAGUCGUCGAAUGAAUCGAAUAAUAGUUUGGUCCCUUGCAGCGAUAAACGCAAUGACCAGUGUUCUAUCUUCUUUCAAUUUUGAUGAUCCGUCAACUUGGAAAUCGUUUGAAAAUCUAUCGACAAUUUUAUUCACCAAUCUGGCCCAAAGUACCAUCCAAUGUGUCAUCAUAAGUAUGAUUGCCGAUUUUCUCUUACAAGUGUCAAGUCACAUCGAAGCUAUUUUCAUGUACGUUAAUCGAAACCUCAAUAGUUUAUUGGUAAAUAAAAACUCGGAAUCGUUAACUGAUAAAAUUCAACAACUUCGACAAUUUCAUUUCUAUGGUGAAGAAUCGGUUCGAUUGAUUGAUAAAUUUCUCCAUGGUUAUAUUGCCGGUGUUUACAUAACCAUUGUACCAUUUAUGCUGGUCGGACUUUACCGAUUACUAUAUUUAUCCUCUAGCUUGGUCGAUAUCUUAUUCUCAAUUUUCGGCCUGUUCAUUAGCGUUUCGAUGACAUCCGCUGUUACCUUUAAUGCUGUUAAAAUCAAUACAGUUGCAUCAAAGUAUUUCAAUGUUGUCUACGAGCUUUCAUUUGCUGAUAAAACAUUUGAAUACUACAGAGAGAACUCACUACUCAUGUAUCGAAUGGGUCGUCACGAUAUUGGAUUAACUUUCGCUAAUCUAUUCACCAUAUCACCUUCAUUUGUAACCUCACUUUUGACCCUUUGUAUUACCUUUGUCUUGGCAUUUCCAUCGAUACAUUUACCUGGUCCAAUAGGAUUUUUAGAUGUAUUCGGUGUGAACCCACCAAAUAUCACCCAUUUGAAUAGCCACAGUUGAUGAAAAAUUGUGAGUCUCAAAAGCAAAAAAUCCAUAAUUCAUAAUUGGCGGUUUUUCAUCUUAAUUGUAAAUUUAAUUGUCAACAAUCAGCCAAUUAUUAUCAAUU
This is a messenger RNA of Panonychus citri (citrus red mite), 1341 nucleotides long. RefSeq lists its product as uncharacterized. The coding region runs from base 39 to 1235 and encodes 398 amino acids. NCBI's taxonomy places the organism in Eukaryota, Metazoa, Arthropoda, Arachnida, Trombidiformes, Tetranychidae. The record is from RefSeq and is a predicted model, not a curated record. The transcript has 2 exons.